GGGCCAUUUGCUCUCAGCAAAAAGUAUUAUACACUAAGAUUGCCCAGGUGGAGAUUUGGCAGUUGCGCAUUUCGCGGCGGAGCACCACUAUAAGCGUCAGAGUGGAGCACAAGCACCACCACCACCAAAGAUUCCAUCCCAAACCGGCAGCAAAAGAUCACUUAGUGAUGAACACCCCCGACUUCAUUCUCAUGUCAUUAUUCGCUGCGUAGUCGAUAUCCAACGAAGAAAACCAAGGCACAUAGCGCACAACCAUGACAUCCCCCAAACCAGACAUAGCCUUCAUCGGCCUCGGCGCCAUGGGCUUUGGCAUGGCUACCAACCUGAUCAAGAAAGGCUACCCCGUAACCGGCUUUGAUGUCUGGGACCCGACCCUCGAGCGAUUCAAAUCCGCAGGCGGUCUCACGGCCACCAAACCCGCCGAGACCGUCAAGGAUAAAUCCUACGUCGUAUGCAUGGUUGCCACAGCGCAACAAGCCCAAUCUGUCCUACUCGAAGGGCCCGACGCCGCCGUGCCGGCCUUACCGCAGGGCUCAACUAUCUUGCUCUGCUCCACGGUCCCGUGCUCCUAUGUACAAGGCCUCGAGAGGCAGCUCGUUGAUAUGGGAAGGGCCGACAUCUACUUAGUCGACGCUCCCGUCUCAGGCGGCACCUACCGCGCCGCAGAUGGGACCCUCUCCAUCAUGGCAGGCGCCUCCGAAGCCGCUCUGUCAAAAUCCCGGUUUUUGUUGCAGGAGAUGUCCGACCCAGCAAAACUGUACAUCGGCCCCGGUGGCGUAGGAGCAGGUAGUAAUCUGAAAAUGGUGCACCAGGUCCUGGCAGCAGUGCAGAUCCUGUCUAGCAGCGAAGCAAUGGGCUUCGCCUCACACUUAGGACUGGAUCUCCCUCGCACAGCUGAGGCGAUUAAUUCAUCUAAAGGCAGAAGCUGGAUGUUCGGGAACCGCAGCCCGCGGAUGCUGCACCCCGAGUUUCAACCAGUCGCGAGCGCGUUGACGAUCAUUCUCAAGGAUACGAGUAUCAUCACCGCCGAGGCAAGGAAAGCUGGAUUUGCGACGCCGAUGAGUAGUAUUGCGGAGCAGGUUUAUUUCGCCGGGUUAGGGAGAGGUUUUGGGAAGGAUGAUGAUAGUAGUAUGAUUCGGGUGUAUACCGAGGGGAAGGGGAAGGUUGGGCCCAUUAAGGGAGGGGUAGAGAGUGAGGAGGGGAAGGUGAGGCUAGUUGUAGGGUUGUUGAAGGGUAUUCAUCUGUGUGCCGCGGCGGAAACGCUAGCGCUUGCGAAGAAAUUGGGGUUGGAUUUGCGGCAGGUUAUGGAGUUGUGUGUUAAUGCUGCUGGGGGUAGUUACAUGUUGGAGGCGUUUGGGCCGGAGAUCGUGGGUUUACUUGAUGCAAAGAGUUCAGGUACAAAGAGCAGUGGAAGUCUCGAUGUCAUCAUACAAGGGCUACAGGACGCAGUGGAGGAAGCACAAAUGCUCAAGAUGCCGCUGUACCUGGGCAGCCAGGCGCUGAACAUUGCGAGAUUGGCGUUGGCAGCGCGUCCAGCAACAUCAGCUGAGGCAAAGGCCGGAGACAUUGUAAGAGUUUGGGGUUGGUAAAUUAAUCACUAUAUCUUGCAUCUCCUUGUGUAAGUCGGCAUAUUUACGAAAUGCUACUAUUUAGUGAUCCAUAACCGCUGUUCCAAAAGUAUU
Pseudomassariella vexata is the source of this 1682-nucleotide messenger RNA. RefSeq names its product NAD binding domain of 6-phosphogluconate dehydrogenase-domain-containing protein. Gene Ontology annotation, molecular function: NAD binding; NADP binding; oxidoreductase activity. The coding region runs from base 255 to 1589 and encodes 444 amino acids. Lineage: Eukaryota; Fungi; Ascomycota; Sordariomycetes; Amphisphaeriales; Pseudomassariaceae. The record is from RefSeq and is a predicted model, not a curated record. The transcript has a single exon.